UUAUUCUGGGAGCAGGUGCCAUGCAUUCUGCAGGAUUAAAAAAUAUCACAGCAAAACAUUUGGCACUUGCAUCUCAAUCCCUCGGUGCUAUUAUUGCACUGAUACCAUUUAUUCGCGAAUGCAUUCGACACAAUCUUAAUGCUAGACAAGUGGUUAUGUUGACAGAAUUCGACCGGAUUAAAAGG
Dentiscutata heterogama is the source of this 185-nucleotide messenger RNA. NCBI's taxonomy places the organism in Eukaryota, Fungi, Glomeromycota, Glomeromycetes, Diversisporales, Gigasporaceae. The record is from the annotation of a GenBank genome assembly.